UUGCAUCUGGUGAUGGAUGAGAGGCUGUUUGAGGCUUCCCGGAAAGAUGAUACAGCUACCUUGUGCAAGCUUCUCGAGGAAGAUCCCAUGAUUCUUGAAGAUUCAAGCAGGCAUGCCUCGGUAGACACUCCUCUGCACAUUGCAUCCUUGCUGGGUCACUCUGAUUUUGUAAGGAAAAUUCUCAACCUGAAACCGGGGUUUGCAAGGAUGGUGAACAGCAAAGGCUACACCAGUCUGCACCUGGCCUCAGCAACCGGCCAGGUUGAAGUAGUGAGAGAACUGUUGAGGUCUGAUUGGGAGAACAAACACGAGCUUUGCAAGCAGAAGGAUAGGAAGGGUAGGACAGCUCUGCACUUGGCGGUGAUCAGGGGGCGAGACAAUGUUGUUGCUGAACUUAUCUCUGCUUGUCCAGAGUCGUCAAGAGAGGUCACGGACACAGGAGAAACGAUCCUGCAUCUGACUGUGAUGAAUGAAAAUGGAUGUCAAGCACUCAAGAAUUUGGUGGAGAGGCUAAAAAACGAGGAGCUGCUGAAUUGGAAAGAUGAGGAAGGCAACACAGUGUUGCACUUGGCUGCAGCAAGAAAACAACACAAG
Rubroshorea leprosula is the source of this 594-nucleotide messenger RNA. Lineage: Eukaryota; Viridiplantae; Streptophyta; Magnoliopsida; Malvales; Dipterocarpaceae. The record is from the annotation of a GenBank genome assembly.